Molecule: messenger RNA, 12730 nt
Organism: Xenopus tropicalis (tropical clawed frog)
Lineage: Eukaryota; Metazoa; Chordata; Amphibia; Anura; Pipidae
Gene: mast4
Product: microtubule associated serine/threonine kinase family member 4
Exons: 30
Coding region: 392-7801 (2469 amino acids)
Cellular component (GO): cytoplasm
Molecular function (GO): ATP binding; kinase activity; magnesium ion binding
Source: RefSeq, a predicted model, not a curated record
AGGCCCCGCCCACACUCACUGCGGAUUGGCUGCUCACCCUGCCUGUCAGAGUCCAGCUGCUGUUGCACGCUUAGGAAGGAAUCGGCGUUCAGCGUUGCAAUUCCCGAGGCAAUAAGGUGGUGGCUUUGCGCAUCUUAAAGGCUUAUGCUGGAGGAAGCGCCACUCUCCUGGCGUGAUGUGUGACUUUCUCAGCAGACACUUUCCACCAUCAACGUUAUUUGUAAAAGAUCCAGGCGAGCCUUUCUAAUGACCAAACACCCCCGCCGAGAGCACUAACCAAGUUUAUAACCCAUGACAGUAAACGGGGUUCGGAGGCACCACGUUGCUGCUGCGGGGGGGUCAAGGUGCUGUCAGACUCACACACGGACAGGGGGGUUCCGCGGCGCUGGAAAUGGAGAGGAAAGUUUUGGAGUGCGAAGGGGCAGCGGAUGGAAGCGAUCGCUCGUCUUCCUCUUCACUUUCCUCAUCGGGCUCCCAGACCUUGUCAGAGGGGGACAUGAAGCCGCAGUCCGGGGGGAGCAGCACUGACUGUGAGUCGGAGCGGAAUGCAGAGAGGAGAAGGGGGCAAGAAGGACGAGCCCAUUCUGGGGCAGAGGAGGACGAAGAGCUUGACAGUAUUCUGUCGCCACCCUCUAUGCUGUGCCGCAAAUGCAGCAAUCCUGAAGUCUCCACAAGGUCUUGCAAGUCUGUGAAGUAUAAAAGCCAGCUUAGCGACGACGGACGCAUCCUGAGAAGGGGGAGCCUGGGCGGAGCGCUAACAGGUCGUUAUCUGCUUCCGGCUGGGGCAGCACAACAAGUAUGGUCGGCAUCGACGGAGGCAUCCAAUCUUGUGCGUAUGCGCAGCCAGGCCCUCGGGCAGUCGGCACCGUCCCUCACAGCAAGCUUGAAGGAACUGAGCCUUCCAAGACGGGGAAGCUUUCUCACCCCAAGAAGCUUGAGUCCAACCCCAACAAGUCCCUGCAGUCCAUGUAGUCCAUUGUAUGCUUUCCAUUUCUGGAGUUGUAGGACAAGCAACAGGAAGAGCUUAAUUGGUAGCAGCCAGUCUCCUGCCCUUCCUCGGCCUCACUCCCCUCUCUCUGCUCAUACAGGAAGCAGCCCCCAGGACAGCCCAAGGAACUUCUCUCCCAGCGCGUCGGCUCAUUUCUCAUUUGCACGAAGGACUGAUGGACGCCGCUGGUCUUUGGCAUCCCUCCCCUCAUCUGGAUAUGGAACAAACACUCCAAGCUCUACUGUGUCUUCAUCAUGUUCAUCCCAGGAGAAGUUGCACCAAUUACCAUACCAACCCACACCUGAUGAGCUGCAUUUUCUGUCCAAACAUUUCUGCACCGAGAGCAUUGCCAGCGACGACAGAUGCCGGACUCCGCUGCGCCCUCGAUCCAGGAGUCUCAGCCCUGGACGUACGCCGGCAUGCUGUGACCAUGAAAUAAUUAUGAUGAACCAUGUAUACAAAGAACGAUUCCCGAAGGCCACGGCUCAGAUGGAAGAUCGACUUCAGGAUAUUGUCACCAACUACUCUCCAGAUAGCGUGCUGCCGCUGGCUGAUGGAGUGCUUAGUUUCACCCACCAUCAGAUUAUCGAGCUGGCCCGAGAUUGCUUGGAUAAAUCCCACCUAGGCCUCAUAACCUCGAGAUAUUUCCUCGAAUUGCAGCAGAAAAUAGAAAAGUUGCUACACGAAGCUCAUGAACGGUCAGAAAGUGGAGAACUGGCAUUUAUUAAGCAGCUAGUUCAGAGAAUCCUGAUAGUUAUUGCACGACCAGCACGAUUACUGGAAUGCCUGGAAUUUGAUCCUGAAGAAUUUUACUACCUGUUAGAAGCAGCAGAAGGCCAUGCAAAAGAGGGACAAGGCAUUAAAACAGAUAUCCCCAGAUAUAUUAUAAGUCAGCUGGGCCUAAACAAGGAUCCGCUGGAAGAAAUUGCACUGCUAUCAAAUUAUGACAGUGGAACGGCUGAAACUCCAGAGACAGAUGAAUCCAUCAGUAGCUCAAACAAGUCAUUGAAAAUUAGAAGAAAACCUUGUGAAAGUGAUUUUGAAACCAUGAAAUUGAUCAGCAAUGGAGCUUAUGGGGCUGUUUACUUGGUUCGCCAUAAAGAAACCCGUCAGAGAUUUGCCAUGAAGAAGAUAAACAAGCAGAACUUAAUCCUCAGAAAUCAGAUUCAACAGGCGUUUGUAGAGCGAGAUAUUUUAACGUUUGCAGAAAAUCCAUUUGUUGUCAGCAUGUACUGUUCUUUUGAGACAAGGCGCCACUUAUGCAUGGUCAUGGAGUAUGUUGAAGGUGGAGACUGUGCCACCUUGCUAAAGAACAUUGGCCCACUGCCGGUAGACAUGGCUCGAAUGUAUUUUGCGGAAACCGUUUUGGCACUGGAAUACCUUCAUAACUAUGGAAUUGUACACAGGGAUUUGAAACCUGACAACUUACUGGUAACAUCCAUGGGGCAUAUAAAGCUUACCGAUUUUGGACUUUCGAAAGUGGGCCUUAUGAGCAUGACUACCAACCUUUACGAGGGUCACAUUGAGAAGGAUGCUAGAGAAUUCCUCGACAAACAGGUCUGUGGCACCCCUGAAUACAUAGCUCCGGAGGUAAUCCUACGGCAGGGUUAUGGGAAGCCUGUUGAUUGGUGGGCGAUGGGAAUUAUCCUGUAUGAAUUUCUGGUUGGCUGUGUACCAUUUUUCGGUGAUACGCCAGAAGACCUUUUUGGCCAGGUUAUAAGUGAUGAAAUCAAUUGGCCAGAAAAAGAAGACGCUCCACCUUCUGAUGCUCAGGACCUGAUUACAUUACUGCUCAGACAAAACCCAUUGGAAAGAAUGGGAACAGGAGGUGCCUAUGAAGUUAAGCAACAUCCUUUCUUUUGUGCCUUGGACUGGAACAGUUUAUUAAGACAGAAAGCAGAGUUUAUACCCCAGUUGGAAUCAGAGGAUGAUACCAGCUAUUUUGACACCCGUUCUGAGAAGUACCAUCACAUGGAAACAGAAGAGGAGGAUGAUACCAACGAUGAAGAUUUUAGCAUGGAAAUCAGGCAGUUCUCGUCUAGUUCCCACAGGUUUUCAAAAGUAUUCAGUAGCAUUGAUCAGCUAAUGCAGAGCAAGGUAGAAGAAAAGGAUGAUAGCACAGACAAAUCGAAGGACCUCAGCCUACCACCAGUGGAAUCUUUAAGCUGGAGCUCAGAAUAUUCAGAAAUGCAGCAGCUGUCAAUAUCAACCUCAUCUGAAACAGAAAAUCCCAAGCAGUGCCACAAUGGCAGUUUGCUGCCAAAAUUUGCCAUUUCUUCUGACAUAGAGCGUGAUGAGUUGUGUUCCGAGGAGCCAAAAGAAACAGAAAAAUCGACCCAUGAACCUGAGGACUCUCCCCAAGAAGAUCUGGAUGCUACUACACCAGUCAGCAUUAGCAGCUCUACUGUCUCAGUGAGUAGUUUUUCAGAGCACUUAGAUCAGAUAAAUGGAAGAAGCGAGAGUGCGGACAGUACAGAUAAUUCCUCAAAGCCCGCCAAUGAAACGACUUCUCACAUGGCUCGUCAGCGCUUAGAAAACACAGAGAAACAGAAAAUGUCUGGAAAAGUCACUAAGUCAAUCUCUGCUAGUGCGCUCUCUCUCAUGAUCCCCGGAGAUGUGUAUAGUGUAUCUCCAUUAGGGAGCCCGAUAUCCCCACUGUCAAUAUCAUCGGAUCCAUCCUCCAGAGAUUCCUCACCCAGCCGCGAAUCUUCCAUCUCCUCCUCCAGUCCAAAGCAGCCAAUUAUUAUUCAGAGUUCUGGGAAGAAGUUUGGUUUUACUCUCCAGGCAAUUAGAGUGUUUGUUGGGGACAGUGAUAUCUACACAGUACACCACAUUGUAUGGAGCGUUGAGGAAGGCAGUGCCGCCUACCAGGCAGGUCUUAAGGCUGGCGACCUCAUUACUCAUAUAAACGGGGAGCCUGUUCAUGGGCUUGUUCACACAGAGGUCAUAGAGCUGCUGCUGAAGAGUGGCAGCAAAGUAGCCAUCACUACAACUGCCUUUGAGAACACCUCCAUCAAAACAGGCCCUGCAAGAAGGAACAGCUACAAGAGCAGGAUGGUGAGGCGCACAAAGAAGACCAAGAAGAAGGAGAAUAUAGAAAGGAGGAGAUCUUUUUUCAAAAAGUUGGCAAAGCAGCCGUCCCCACUUCUACACACAAGCAGAAGCUUCUCUUGUUUAAACCGAUCUCUGUCCUCUGGGGAAAGCUUACCUGCUUCACCUACUCACAGUCUGUCUCCACGGUCUCCAACUCCAAGCUGCCGCUCAACUCCGGACUUCCCAUCCGGUACUAAUUCGUCACAAAGUAGCUCUCCAAGUUCAAGUGCACCGAAUUCUCCAGCAGGGUCUGGACACAUAAGACCCAGCACCCUGCAUGGUUUGGGCCCAAAAUUGGGGGGUCAAAGAUAUAGGUCUGGUAGACGCAAAUCUGCUGGCAGCAUACCUCUUUCCCCAUUGGCAAGAACACCAUCACCGACCCCCCAGCCACCAUCUCCCCAGAGGUCUCCUUCACCUCUACAUGGUCAUUCAGUCGGAAACUCAAAAGCAACUCCCAACUUCCCUGCAAAAAUGCACUCUCCUCCAACCAUUGUAAGGCACGUUGUUAGGCCAAAAAGCGCAGAACCACCAAGGUCUCCACUACUUAAGCGAGUCCAGUCAGAAGAAAAACUUUCACCGUCAUACUGCUGCGAAAAAAAGCACUUAUGUUCUCGCAAGCACAAUUUGGAGGUCACUAAAGAAGAAAUCCAUAAGCAGCCACUACAAAGGGAUUUAGCACUUCAAAGCCUAGAAGAAAAUGUAUGUGAUGUCCCGGCAUGUACCAGAGUUAAACCUGUGGAGCAGGGAUGCCUAAAACGUCCUGUAUCAAGGAAGGUAGGUAGGCAAGAGUCAUUAGAUGAGCUGGACAAGGAGAAACUAAAAGCCAAAAUAGUUAUGAAGAAAAAAGAUUUGCCAGAAAGGCAAGAUUCUCUUUUAAAACAAAGUCUAAUGCAUGAUUUACACAAUGAAUUGGGCAAUCCGGUUACAGUAGCAGAACAAGAGAAGGAAGACAAAUCAUACCAGAAUCUUAUUAAAAGGACUAAUCUGUCAGAGCAUAGACUCACGACCUAUGAGAGCCGUUCUGGUGGGAUCAUGUUUAAAGAUACUCUUAGCAAGAGCGUCAUUUCUCGAUCAAAUGGUGGAUGCAUGGAUGGUCAGUUACACGGUCACGGUCCUCAGGCAGCAGAAAAUAUUCACAUAUCAUGUGAGAUCAAGAAAGCCCCAAGUUCAUGUGAUAGGGUAAUACUUUCUAGGGAUGACAAUGUAGAUAAAGCAUCUUCAGCUUGUACAGCUAACAGUGAACUUAUAAGAAAGAAGAAGUCUUUAGAAGAAAAAGAAAGCACUUUUUGUUUGGUUUUAAAGUCAAAAGCCCAUGAAAAUAUUCAAGCAAAACCUUCAUUUUUACCCACAGAAAGUAUUGCUCCCUUGGAUAACAGAACGUGUUUGCCAAAUGUUCAGAGCGGCACGGUUUCAUUUGCACCACUUAAAGCCAGUAACAGUAGGUGUGAAAAUAAUAACGAUAAGUCAGGAGUUAUACACACGGAGCUGCCAGUGCGAAAAAGCCCUUCAGAGUUUAAACUGGAAGCACGAUCUGUUUCUUCAUUAAAACCAAUUGAGGGGACCUUAGAUAUAGCUCUACUGUCAGGUCCGAAAGUUCCAAAAACAGAAUAUACUGAUAUCUUGCUAGAAAAGAAGAAUCAGAGUGUUGCAAAAGCAGAGAAAAUAAGCCCAAACUCAAAGAACGAUGUUGCAUUCAAGUCAGAUAAUCAAAAUACAUUACUGUUUUCCAGUACAAGCUCAAGUAGUGUAAGUUUACAGACUGCACCUAAGAGACCCAUUAAAGAGAAUCCCAAUGAAUGUCUGCAAUCUAAUUUAGCUGCUGCUGCUGAGAUUUGUUCAAAUAGAGAAGUGUCAGGAUCAAGAGAAAAAAAUGGACUUCAAAAUCAAACAGCAGACACAGCUCAGUCAGGACUGAAGACAUCAUCCGAGGGACUGACUGCUUCUGCCAAAGGGAAUGGCCAAGAGGUAAAGAGCUUGCUUGCAUCUACUGGUAAGUGCUUGCUGGAACAGAAACAAAACAAAAUAUGCAGGGAAAUGAGCGAUCCUUCUCGUGCGUCCUCUGCAGUAAAAGUUGAGGCCAUUCUAGCAAAAUCUGGUAGCACUGAAAAGACUGAUCAUGCACUACAUGGCACUGGAGGCAAAAGUCGUCCGGCACCAGUAACUAAAUUAUGUACUAAUGACUGUGUAGGCGUACCUAAGCCACUCCCUGUUAUUAAUGCUAAUGCUCCUGUUCUUCUGGACACCAAAGUGGACAUCAAAGUAAAGGUUGCCAUUCAACAAGAAUCUUCUUCUGUGAACUCAAGCAGUAAAACCCAAGAAAUCACAUCCAUACUAAAAGCUUCACCAGAGAAAAACAACAGAGAAUUUUCACCCAGUAAAAAAGAGACCAUCAGUUUAAAGGCACAAUAUAUGGCUGGAAGUAUCUGUUCUGGUUCAGAACCUGAAGCCAGUAAUAAAAGCAGCUUGCCCUGUCGAAAAGAAUUGAAGUCAUCGUGUGAGCAGAAGUCAUCGUGUGAGCAGAAGUCAUCGUGUGAGCAGAAGUCAUCGUGUGAGCAGAAGUCAUCGUGUGAGCAGAAGUCAUCGUGUGAGCAGCUCAAUGACUCUGUUAGUAAAUCAAACAUCUCUAGCUCCAGUACAACUAAGGCUACCAAUUCUGGCAAACCAGGAGUGUUAGAACCACAAAGUGCUGGUGCAUCAAAAAAAGAGAUGGCUAGUCAGAGAACAGAUGUUUUACUGAAAGUUGAUAAAGGUGCCAAUACCCUUUCAUCUCCUCUUUCCCAAAAUAAACAUAUUGUGGUGACAGAAAAGACCACAAACUCUAUUCCUCCUUCUACUGUAAAUAUAAGGAAUACUACUCCAGCUGCAAUGAGGGAAAUUCAUUCAAGUGGCCAUCAGGCAGCCAGCUCCACAUGCUCUAGCCCACUAAAUCCAAAGGAGUGUUCAGCUAAAUCUCACUUGAAAGAGAAAACAAGCCUACAGCCCAAACUCACCAGAACUGCCUCCAUCAAAAGUGGCAUUCAAAGCAAACAUUCAGCUGAAGGCUUAGGACUCGGGGCGGCCUUUCCUGAAAAGCCGCAAGAUUGUAAAUGCACUGAAGCACUUUAUGUCCAAAGUGACAAAAGGGAAAGUAAGUUUAUGCCUACUGUUACAACUAGGGAAACUCGAAAAGUAACUACAGAAAAGCCAAAAUCUGUAAACUCUCCAAAUGUAACGGGAAAAGGAGCACAAAGUAAGAUGGAUUUGAUUGAUGCACAUAAUGGUGUUUCUGCAUUGUCUGCCACUGUUUCUUCUCCUCGUACGGAUGUCUCUUUGACUAAACCUCGUCUGUCUGAAUGUCCUUUUAAUGUAGGUGUGGAGAGGAAUGAGAAUGCUUCAAAUAUUGUUCCUUCAAAGGCCAAGAAGGAUGUUCAGUUGUCCCCUAACAAAGCUGGGGCAAAGGCAGAAAGCAUAUCCAGUAAGUCUUCUGCUGAAAAACAGUUCAGCCUUGCUUCAAACUGUGUGCUUACAGCAGCCAUUAGUAGGGACCAGUCUCCCAAUAAGAAGAAUGUAGCUAAGGACGUACAGAAGGCAGCAGCAGUCUCCCUGGGUAACCCAUGUGCACUCACCUCUGAAAAAGACUUGAAAGGGCAGAAGCAAGGCAAGGAGGGGUUACAAACCAGCGCUCAUGAAAAGACAUUCGACUUUGCUAAAACUCUACAAAACAAGACCUCGUUACUGUAGUAGCUGCUAAUUUCAGACUGUUUUCCAAAACCAGCACUGUGUAGUGUUACCAUUCAUUCAGGCAUUUGUGUCAUUGUGUCAGUUUUUUAAAAGUGUCAUUUGGAGUAAAGGGGUUGAAUUUUUCAUGUUUUUUUUUUGUUUUACCCCCCAGCUGUAUGAGGUGCUAUGUGGUGUUGUCAUUUUGAAAGACCUCGGCAGCUGUGGGAUUGGGGUAAGGGCUAUGUGGGGGAAAAAAGGUCUGUAAAUUUGCAAUAUUGUAAUUUGUGUGGAAUGUAGAAUGUACAGUUUGCUGCUGAAUUUCACUGUUUACUUGUUUUGUAUGGAAAAAAGAGAUCGACUCAUAAGACUGCAAAAAUAUAAAAUUAACUAAAAAAAAAAAAAGAAAAAAAAUGAUAAUUUUGUACCAUUGGUCAGAAAAAAUAUUUUGAUUUGUUUUUUUUUUUUCUUUGCAGAAAUUAAAAUCCACAGAUAAUUGACUUAACUGUCAGUUUAAUUCUCUGUUAGAAUCUGAGCUGGUACAGAAAUCUCUACCAAUAUGGACAGGCUUUCUGUAUAAAGGCUUUUCUACCACAUUGUGAUAAGUACAGGGCAAUAUGCCGAGGCUUUGAGCAAACAAAGGGAGGAGUUCCAUCUAAUGCUUUGCCAGGCAUUUCCUAUUAUUGGCCACUCCCAAUGAUGUUAGGCCAGGCCCAUUAGGUUUCUAGGCCAUGGCCCGACCUGGCUUCUCAUAAGACCAUUAAAACACUACAACAGGAUGAACGGGGUUAAGCGGGGGGUCUAUGCAGCCUGCCAGAGCUGUCCCUAUGUGGUUGCAAAUAGGGGACCCGCAAGUAAAGAGAGGUCCCUGCACUGAUGGCAGCAGUUUUAUUUAAACUGUAUAUCUUAGUGUAGGCAGGCACAGUAUUCCGAUUAUACUUAUGGUUACAUGGUACAUUUCCAUGCUGCAUAAUCUGCCCCUUUAGCCCUGCACACUGUUUGUAUGUUCCAAAUCACCUUUUACGGCAUCGAGUGAAUGGGCUCCUCUGAUGUGCAGGCCCCACACACCUGGUAGUUUGCCCCUAAGAACCUCAACCACUUAGGACUGUCCUAAAGCUGGCUUAGAGCAGACUGAACCCAAGCUGAAUUAAUAUUACCCUUAUUAAAGCCAGAGAAAAAAAUAAUAAUUAUUAAUAAUUCCAUUAAAGAGAUACAAAGGAAAAACUACAAAGGUAUUUCUGACCAUUCCAAGUUUAAAUGUUGUUGUCAUUUUAUCACCCAAGAGAAAUGUUGAUUAUCCUAACAUAUUAUCCUCUCCGUGGAAUAGUAGUAAAUAACCAGUAUAGAAAGCGGCAUUAUUAUAAUCAUUUGUGUUUGAGUACAUUUCCAUGCUCUGCAAGCAGAAGCCUCGAGUUCCCCCAGUACUGAGAUGCUUUGGGGCCUCUAUUCAUGGUGAACUCUGUUGAUUGUUGAGUGGAGGAUGAAGGGUUCCCCUUUAACAAUAAGGCCAAUAACAGGUUGAGGUCGAUCUCCACCCCCUUUUGUAGAGCUGUUUAACCAACCAGGCCAAGCGUGAACAACUUUGUUCCCUUUUUACUUUUAAUUCAACAACCUGGUCAGGUGGGAUUUUGAUGGAGAACCUGAUGCAAAAGAAAGAAACGUCUGUCAUUAAUGAAUGUAAGGCAUUUAUUUUUCCCUGCCCAUUUUAGCCUUUGAAAGGUGAAUAGUUACUGUACAAGCUAAAUCAUGCCAUAGAUUUUCUGUUAAAGGCAUCUGUAGAUGUUUCAUAGCGAGGCCUUACUCUUUCAAUAGCUUUUGCUGUUCUUAUUAAUAAGCUAUGCUGAUUUUUGCAUUCUUUUGUAAGCGUGUUCAAUAGCUCCAUACAUUUCAGAACAUGUCUCUUUUCUUUUGUAAUAUAAAUAUGUGAAUACUGUAAAAUAUAUAUUUUGUGUAAAGAAGGGGGGGCCAUGUUGGAGCUAUAUGGUGCUUGGAAUUUGACUUUACUUUUUACAUUGUGCAGAGCCUUAUUUACACAUAAGAGAUUGUAUGCUACUGACAUCUGUUUGAUCGCAUUUCACUGCAGAAUUAAGUAGGUAAAUAUGAACUUGAUCAGGCACAAAGGAAAUCAGCUUCACCUAGGGUCGGGGAUGUGAAAGCCAAGUCAUCUAGCUGUUUCUGAACUAAGGGCUAUGGUACAUCAUCGCCACCGGCUUUCUCUAAUGCCAGCUGCACUGUCCUGUUGGGCUGCACUGUCCUGUUGGGCUGCACUGUCCUGUUGGGCUGCACUGUCCUGUUGGGCUGCACUGUCCUGUUGGGCUGCACUGUCCUGUUGGGCGGCACUGUCCUGUUGGGCUGCACUGUCCUGUUGGGCAGCAGUUGCCACGGGAGGAACCCAUGUGAGCAAGUCUUGUGGCAACACUUUUUGGCACACAUCAUGUGCCGUAGCCCUUGAACAUCUAGGCAGUUGUUCGACAACUGCAAAAGACUGUGAAAGCCGAGUUCUCUAGCUGUUUUUAAACCAAUGGCCAGGGCACAUGAUCAUUGCUACCAAUUCACUUUCUAAUUCCUGCUUAAUUGCCCUAUUGGACAACAAUAAUCUCCUGAGGAUCCCUUGCAGAACAUCUUGAGACAACACUUGGCUUUUUAAAACAUACCAUGUGCCACGGCCCUUAAACUUCUCUCAUUGAUAAAAGUUGUUGUUGUUCAGCAACAUCUACAAAUUGUAAAGUCCUUUAGCUGUUUCUAAACUAAGCAAGUGAUCACUGCUACCGUUUCACUUGCAACAUUAGUCUCUUGAGAAACCCUUGCAGCACGACCUGUGACAAUACCUGGCUUUUUAAACCUAACAUGUGCCAUAGCCCUUGGGCAUCAAUGAAGGUAACAGCUAUAGAUUGGUAAAAUAAUUAUCCCUGAACCACGGACACGCUGAUCCCUUUGUUACUGCUACAGGAUAUUGUUUUAUAUCACUUUUACACUCAAACAGAUAAACACUGUGCACCUUAUAGUAUAACUUUGCAAACCUCAAUUCAGCCGGCAGUGAGCAAUUGGUACAGACUGUAGAAACUGACCUGUCUGCAUUAUGUAGCUUAUGUAGUGCAUUCCAGUUGGUGCACCUCUCAAUAACUCUCUCACUUCAUUCAUUUGCUGGGUUUGUGGUCGAUGUCUGUUUUAACAAAUACUAAUGCACCUGGUUGUAAUGAAUCCAGAAGCUAUUCGUCUUCAGCCAUCUUGUUUAGAACCGUUGGUCACUGAAAUGCAAUUUGAUUUUAUACAUUACAAUAGGAACCUGCCACCUGUGGCUUGCUGAUACUAUAUAAUCAAAAGUGUUUGUGUGUGAUAUCUAGAUAUAUAUAUAUUAUCUAUAAAUUUAGAACUUGAAAGAUAUUGACACUACUAAAAUAAUGGCAGCAUUGAAUAAGAUUAAAUACAAAAUGAAAUCCGUCUCACAAGAGCCCUGCCACUUGCCUGCAGCCUGCCUUUUCUCUGUUCUUUAGAGCAGUUUUGUCCUGCCCACUUACCUGGGACAGAGCGGAUUUUCCCCUACAGGCAGGGCACAAGAGCAAACAAUGUCUUGGCACUCUGCAGAUCACAGGGAAGGCAAUGUGCAGAUGCACAGAUAAGGGGGGCACAUUGAUGUUAGAAAUAUAUUGCUACUCUUAGAAGUGUCAGUAUUAUAUUAAUAUUACAUAUGCUUUUGAACAAGUGCUGUGUAUGGCACUGCUAAAACUCUCUCAUAUUAGCACCUAGGCCAUCAGGUCCAGACUGGGAGUCAAAAUAGCCCCUGGCAUUUCAAGCACACAGAGGCCCAAACAGCCCUCAACUGGCCCAAUAAAUAGUGACUGUCUGUGGCAUCUUACAGCAGCCCCUCUGGCAUUUGCCAGGAUUUACAGAAUGCCAGUCCGGCUUGCAGGCCAUAAUCAUAUGGGGAAGUGUGGCUACCUGUUUAGCAGUGAAAAAUAUCCAUAUAUAUAUGUAUUUCAGUGACGUCAAACAUAUAUUUUACUAAUCUCUCUGCCUCCUAAGUGAUCUCCAUUUAAUGAACUAUGGAGCCAUUGAAUAGUGUGUAUAUUUGUAAUGGCAUGCAGGCCUCGGAUUGGCUGAGGAAUGAGAUGUAGGCAUCCUGCUCACCUCCUAAUUUGGAAAACUGGGCAGGCAGAUUUAACCCAGACAGUCCUUCCAAAAAUGGGGUUUCCUUGGGUCAAAACCCUACACGUGACUCACUACUUUGGAGAUGUCUCACUAAGGGUCCUAACCGGCUCCAACAUCUGUACUAUAACUAUCUCCCCCAACGAACACAUCAGAAAAUGUACUUUCUGGUCCAAAGUGUAAACUUAUGAGACAUAAGAACAGAGUUCCAUCCUUGGGCUGCUGCCUUGUGUCUUUAUAGGGUCAGGGGAACUUUUUGGUGUCUUAAUAAAAUGAAGGUCUAACCCUUCUUCUCCCUGAGGUUGCCGAAGUAAAACUCCCAGGAAAAGCCUAUGGGAUGGUGGGAGCUUCUAGUGGCUGAACAUGGCUGAGGGGCCAUAGGUUACCCAUUAUAUACAGUAUAGUAUCUGUCAGUGUAUAAGAGAGAGUUGCAUUUUAGUGCUAGUAUUCUGUGCAUUGUCACUGUUACAUUCAAGUCCUACAGUUCUUUGUGUGUUCAUGUACUGCUUGUCUGUAAGUGUUUACUACUAUUAUGUAGAGAAGACCAAUUGCCUUUGUGUAACGAUUAGUCUCAUUUUUCUUACCAGUUAGAAAGCCGUGCUUUUUUUUUGUAGUUCUUUCUGCUGUAGAAAUCCCCCCAGCAAAGUAUACGUGCAAUAAAGUGUUUGGUGUCUUUCUAUAUAACAAAGCACACAAAAAAAACCUUAAAAAAAACCUUUCUGAAUGUUGUGUUUGUUGUAUAGCGGGCAAGUAUUUAUACUGCUACAAUGCAUAACAUGAAAUAAAUUCAGCAUGGAUGUUGUGCCA